Vidua macroura (Pin-tailed whydah) is the source of this 1979-nucleotide messenger RNA. It is a transcript of the gene DIRAS1, whose product is annotated as DIRAS family GTPase 1. Gene Ontology annotation, biological process: signal transduction. Gene Ontology annotation, cellular component: plasma membrane. Gene Ontology annotation, molecular function: GTPase activity; GDP binding; GTP binding. The transcript has 2 exons. The record is from RefSeq and is a predicted model, not a curated record. Lineage: Eukaryota; Metazoa; Chordata; Aves; Passeriformes; Viduidae. The coding region runs from base 121 to 717 and encodes 198 amino acids.
GCGCCGGGCGGAGCGGAGCCGCCGCGCCGGGGCCGCCCCGGGCCGGGCCAUGCGCUGAGGCCGCCGCGCCGCCCGCAGCCAAGGGCGGAUCCCGGGCAGGACACGCCACUGCGGGGCAAGAUGCCGGAGCAGAGCAACGACUACCGGGUGGUGGUGUUCGGCGCCGGCGGCGUGGGCAAGAGCUCGCUGGUGCUGCGCUUCGUCAAGGGGACCUUCCGCGACACCUACAUCCCCACCAUCGAGGACACGUACCGGCAGGUGAUCAGCUGCGACAAGAGCGUGUGCACCCUGCAGAUCACCGACACCACCGGCAGCCACCAGUUCCCGGCCAUGCAGCGCCUGUCCAUCUCCAAGGGCCAUGCCUUCAUCCUGGUCUUCUCGGUCACCAGCAAGCAGUCGCUGGAGGAGCUGAAGCCCAUCUACCAGCAGAUCGUGCAGAUCAAGGGCAGCGUGGAGAGCAUCCCCAUCAUGCUGGUGGGCAACAAGUGCGACGAGACGCAGCGCGAGGUGGAGAGCAGGGAGGGGGAGGCCAUGGCCAAGGAGUGGAAAUGCGCCUUCAUGGAGACCUCGGCCAAGAUGAACUACAACGUCAAGGAGCUCUUCCAGGAGCUGCUCAACCUGGAGAAGAGGAGGAACGUCAGCCUCACCAUCGACGGGAAGCGCUCCAGCAAGCAGAAGAGGACAGACAAAAUCAAGGGGAAGUGCAGCAUCAUGUAGAGCCCCGGACUGGCCCGCGCCCCCCCCUCCGGAUGCCCCCCCUCCCUCCCCCCCCCCCCACGGCUGGACGUGGCAGUGGCAUCGCAGCGGGACCGUCCCCUCGUCCUCCGUGUGCCAUCACUGUGACUGUGCGGGGACGCCGGCGCUCGGCCCGGGGCCGGGGGUGAAGACGGGGCCGAGGUGAGGGACACGCGGCCGCCCCCCCGGGCACGGCAGGACCGGGGACUCGCCGCCGGGACCCCCGGACCACACCCCCCGCACUCAGCACAACCGGUGCCCCCGGGCCCGGCCCCCGUCGGUCCUCGCGGGAGGGAAGGACGGUGCCACGUGGGGGUGGCGGUGUCACCCUUGGGGACAGUCACGCGCGUCCCGGGCCCCCCCCCCCCCGCGCCCCCGUCCCCACGCCAUAGUGCUCUGCUCCUGCGGGCAGAGACCCGGGGCGGGGGCAGCCCCUGCGCGGUGCCCGUGUCCCCCCGAGCGGUGUCCCCCGGCCCCCUGCCCCGUCCCGGUGCCAUGACCCCCCCCAAGCCCCCAGCCCCGUCCCGGUGCCAUGACCCCCCCCAAGCCCCCAGCCCCGUCCCGGUGCCAUGGCCCCCCAGCCCCGCCUGCCACCGCAGCCCCCCGAGCCCCCAGCCCGGCACCGUGGCCCCUUUGCCCCCCAGCCCCACCGUGGCGCCGCGGGCCCCCCGUGCCCCCCCAGCCCCGUGCCGGUGCCGCAGCCGGAGCCGCCAGCCCAAGCACAAAGCAUCGGGUCCGCGGGAGGUCCUGACCCAGCACAAUCCUGGUGAGCUCCGGCGGGAGACCCCCGGCCCCACAGCCAGCCGGGCCCCCCGCGCCCCCCGCUGCCCCCCUCCCCACCGAUGCCGCGGGCCGGGCGCUGCCGCGGUGCCCCGCUGGCGGCCAGUGCCGCCCCGUCCUCAGCGUCCCCCCGCGGGGUGGCCUGGCCCCGCACCCCCGGGACCCCCGACACCUCCCAGCUCUGGCGCAGCCCCGCUUGCUCCCCCCUGGCCGGAGCGGGGUCCCCGCGCUGUCACCAGCCCCUCGUCCCCUCGAGGUUUGUCCCCUCGCUCCGGCCCCGCUCCUUCCCCCGCCGCCCCCGGGGUGUCCCCGAGGGGGUGUCCCCGGGCAGACCGAGCCCCCCCAGCUCCCCGCACCCCCCGGCUUUUUACACGAGGAUCCGAGCGCCCAGGGGACGAGGUGACGUGACGAUGUAGCCUUUAUUCUAGAAAUAGUCUUCCUUCAAUAAAGAGACGAGAAACGCU